This is a messenger RNA of Jaculus jaculus (lesser Egyptian jerboa), 4471 nucleotides long. It is a transcript of the gene Zfat, whose product is annotated as zinc finger and AT-hook domain containing. The transcript has 16 exons. Bases 176 to 3865 code for a protein of 1229 amino acids. Gene Ontology annotation, biological process: regulation of DNA-templated transcription. NCBI's taxonomy places the organism in Eukaryota, Metazoa, Chordata, Mammalia, Rodentia, Dipodidae. The record is from RefSeq and is a predicted model, not a curated record. Gene Ontology annotation, molecular function: DNA-binding transcription factor activity, RNA polymerase II-specific; RNA polymerase II cis-regulatory region sequence-specific DNA binding.
CUCCAUCCGCCAUGUUGGAUGCCGCAGAUUCGCCAUAACCUCUCCGGCUCUUUUCUUAAAAAAAUAAAAAUAAACAGCGAAGCGUCCUCCGGGAGCCCCCGCCUUCUCGGUGACCACGGGAGGGAGCCUGGAAGAGCUCGAGGCUUUUUUUUUCGUCGGCGGUAGGGGCGUUGCCAUGGAGACGCGCGCGGCAGAAAACACAGCCAUCUUCAUGUGUAAAUGUUGCAAUCUCUUCUCACCAAAUCAGUCAGAGCUCCUGUCCCAUGUUUCAGAGAAGCAUGGGAAAGAAGGGGUUAAUGUGGAUGAUAUCAUCAUUCCCCUCAGGCCCCUGAGUACACCUGAACCCACCAACCCAAGCAAGACGGGAGAUGAGUGUUCCAUCAUGAAGAGAAAGAGAGGCAGGCCUAAGGGCUCCACAAAGAAACCCAGCACUGAAGAGGAGCUGGUGGAAAACCUCAUGAGCCCAAGUGAGGAUGGUCCCCUGGCUCCGGAGGAAGGGAACAGCCUGGCUCCCAGCAGCCUGGAGUGCACUAAAUGCUGCCGGAAGUUCUCCAACACUCGCCAGCUGCGCAAGCACAUCUGCAUCAUCGUGUUGAACCUGGGCGAGGAGGAAGGGGAUGCAGGUAAUGAGUCAGACCUUGAACUAGAAAAGAAGUACAAGGAAGAUGAACGAGAAAAGGCCCCGAAACGACCUCGGGCCUCGAAGACAGAGAAAGUCCAGAAGAUCUCGCUUUCUGGAACAAAGAAGCCCAUCAUCAGUGUGGUUCUAACUGCUCACGAAGCCAUUCCAGGUGCUACCAAGAUCAUUCCUGUGGAAGCUGGGCCCCCCGAAACAGGAGUGGCACAUGCUGAGAGCACCCCUACAGACCUGGUGCCACGGAGAGGGUACCAGGAGUACUCCAUCCAACAGACCCCCUAUGAGCAGCCCAUGAAGUCAAGCAGGUUAGGUCCCACCCAAUUGAAAAUCUUCACUUGUGAAUACUGCAACAAGGUCUUCAAGUUCAAGCACUCACUGCAGGCCCAUUUGCGGAUCCACACCAAUGAGAAGCCAUAUAAGUGUCCCCAGUGCAGUUAUGCCAGUGCCAUCAAGGCCAACCUCAAUGUUCACCUGCGCAAGCACACCGGGGAGAAGUUCGCUUGUGAGUGCUGCUCGUUCACCUGCCUGAGCAAGGGGCACCUGAAGGUGCACGUGGAGCGCGUGCACAAGAAGGUCAAGCAGCACUGUCGCUUCUGCAAGAAGAAGUACUCCGACGUCAAGAACCUCAUCAAGCACAUCCGGGACGCACAUGACCCUCAGGACAAGGAGGUCAAGGAGGCCCUGGACGAGCUCCGCCUGAUGACGCGGGAGGGCAAGCGGCAGCUGCUCUACGACUGCCACAUCUGCGAACGCAAGUUUAAGAAUGAGCUGGAUCGGGACCGCCACAUGCUGGUCCAUGGAGACAAAUGGCCAUUUGCUUGUGAGCUCUGUGGACAUGGGGCCACCAAGUACCAGGCGCUGGAGCUGCACGUCAGGAAGCACCCCUUUGUGUACGUCUGCUCCAUCUGUCUCAAGAAGUUCGUCAGCUCCAUCAGGCUGCGCUCCCACAUCAGAGAGGUGCACGGCCCGGCCCAGGAGGCCUUGGUCUUCACCAGCUCCAUCAACCAGAGCUUCUGUCUCCUGGAACCCGGUGGGGACAUCCAGCAAGAAGCCUUGGGGGACCCGCUGCAGUUGGUAGCAGAGGAGUUCGUGUGUCCUGAGAUGACUGUACUCAAGGCAGAGGGUCAGCCUGAGGUGGGACAGAGGGAGCCAGAGGUUCCUGGGGAAAUGGCUGCCCCAGCUGAGCCCUUGGCCACCCCGCAGACAGAAAGCACCCUGUCCCCCUGUGAACUGGAAACCACGGAGGUCUCCUCAGACCUGAACUCUCUUGCAGUGGUUUCGGAUGGUUUUCUGUUGAAAAGCGAUACCUCCUCAGCUGAGGCUCAUGCUGCCGCCGAGACGACCUUGGACACGCAGCAUGUGGCCUCAGCCCAGACUCAGGGAGAAGUCACACUGCUGCUGUCCAGGGCCAAAAGUCCCGACCCAAACCAGGAGUCGCACCGUGCCCAGAGCCCUCCCGGCCAAGGGCAGGAAGGGGCUGUCCUGCCAGCCAGUGAAUGUGACUCCAGCAGGUGUCUCAGGUCCAACCCAGCUGAAGCCUCAGGCCUCGUUCCCACCAUGGCUGGAGAGGGGGACGUGGGCUCGUGCCGUCCUGACUCCUGUGCGCUCUCCUCCGAGCUCCGGCCUGGCAGCACGGCCUUCAUGAAAGUUCUGGACAGUCUCCAGAAGAAGCAAAUGAACACGGGUCUGUGUGAGAGGAUCCGGAAAGUGUACGGGGACCUGGAGUGUGAAUACUGUGGCAAACUUUUUUGGUACCAAGUGCAUUUUGACAUGCACGUCCGCACGCACACCCGGGAACAUCUGUAUUAUUGCUCCCAGUGUCAUUACUCCUCCAUCACCAAAAACUGCCUUAAACGCCAUGUCAUUCAGAAACACAGUAACAUCUUGCUGAAGUGUCCCACCGAUGGCUGUGACUACUCCACUCCAGAUAAAUAUAAGCUGCAGGCCCACCUUAAAGUUCACACAGAGCUGGAUAAAAGGAGUUACUCUUGUCCAGUAUGUGAAAAAUCUUUUUCUGAAGAUCGUUUGAUAAAAUCACACAUCAAGACCAACCAUCCUGAGGUCUCUAUGAGCACCAUUUCUGAGGUUCUUGGGAGGAGGGUCCAGCUCAAAGGGCUAAUUGGAAAGAGAGCCAUGAAAUGUCCUUAUUGUGAUUUCUAUUUCAUGAAGAACGGCUCAGACCUUCAGCGUCAUAUCUGGGCCCAUGAAGGUGUGAAGCCCUUCAAGUGUUCUUUGUGUGAGUACGCAACUCGCAGCAAGAGCAACCUCAAGGCUCAUAUGAAUCGCCACAGCUCUGAGAAGACCCACCUUUGCGACAUGUGUGGCAAAAAGUUCAAAUCCAAAGGGACACUGAAGAGUCACAAGCUCCUUCACACAGCUGACGGGAAGCAGUUCAAGUGCACGGUGUGCGACUACACAGCAGCCCAGAAGCCCCCGCUGCUGCGGCACAUGGAGCAGCACGCCUCCUUCAAGCCUUUCCGCUGUGCGCACUGUCAUUACUCCUGCAACAUCUCUGGCUCACUGAAACGGCACUACAACCGGAAGCACCCUAACGAGGAGUAUGCCAACGUGGGCAGUGGGGAGCUUGCUGCCGAAGUGCUCAUCCAGCAAGGUGGCCUGAAGUGCCCUGUCUGCAGCUUCGUGUACGGCACCAAGUGGGAGUUUAACAGGCACUUGAAGAACAAACAUGGCUUGAAGGUGGUGGAAAUUGAUGGAGACUCCAAAUGGGAGCCAGCAACAGAAACUCCUGAGGAGCCCUCCACCCAGUAUCUCCACAUCACAGAGGCCGAAGAGGAUGUUCAGGGAACGCAAGCAGCUGUGGCCGCACUCCAGGACCUGCGAUACACCUCAGAGAGUGGCGACCGACUGGACCCCACCGCUGUGAACAUCCUGCAGCAGAUCAUUGAGCUGGGCGCAGAGACCCAUGAUGCCACUGCUGUUGCCUCAGUGGUUGCCAUGGCACCCGGAACAGUAACCGUGGUGAAACAGGUCACCGAUGAGGAGCCCAGUUCCAACCACACAGUCAUGAUCCAGGAGACCCUGCAGCAGGCCUCGGUGGAGCUGGCUGAGCAGCACCACCUGGUGGUGUCCUCCGAUGAGGUGGAGGGGAUCGAGACGGUGACUGUGUACACACAGGGCGGGGAGGCCUCCGAGUUCAUUGUGUAUGUGCAGGAGGCUGUGCAGCCCGUGGAGGAACAGGUUGGGGAGCAGCCAGCCCCAGAACUCUAGAGGCGUCCAGCCUCACGUGGUGCAAUGCAGGCAGCCAGGCUCUGUGGAUACUGGGAACUCCAGGACAAGGAAGCCACCCAGCCUGCCAGACCUGCAGAAUGGCAUUCUCUCUGUCUGCCCUGCCGGGUAGCCCUGAUAGGAUUCUCCACAUUGUCCUCUGGGUGGUCAAGGCCAGUGCUUCACCAGCAGUACAGGACCCCACUCCACAGCACGUGUACACCCAGGCCCUUUCCCAGCAUCCUCUGCUUCUAGAUGGAGCCUUAUAGCAUCAACUUUCCUGCUCUGUCCAUGUCACUCCUUGCUUGAGGAUGCCUCAGUCCCAUCGGCUUCAUCUCUGGUCACAGCCCAGCUCCCCAGGCUCCUCCCAGGUGCUCACUCUUGUCUGGGCCUCCUGUGUAAUCUGCAGAGUAGACACAGCAUCGCAUAGUAGGUAACCUUAUGGCUUUUGAGUCACUGCUGUGCAGGUAGGAUUGUUCUGGCCUUCUCCAUGGAGUUCCGCCCCCUCAGUACAGGGUUCUGCAGGCAAGUGAUUUGCCACCACUUCCCCCUCAUGGGUACCCAGUGUGGAAUUCUUUUGCUUUUAAUAAAAUGCACUUUCGCUUUUCA